GCACCUGACUUAUUGGAUCCCAAAUCUGCCACUCAGAACUCCAAGCCACGGCUGUCAUUUUCUACCAAACCCACUGUACUUGCUUCACGGGAGGAAAGUGAUACAACUAUUAAUGUUAUGAAAUGGAAGACGGUGUCAACCAUUUUUCUAGUGGUGGUUUUGUAUUUAAUUAUUGGAGCUACUGUAUUCAAAGCCCUGGAGCAGCCACAUGAAACCAGCCAGAGAACAACUAUUGUGAUCCAGAAGCAAACGUUUGUGUCACAGCAUGCCUGUGUGAAUGACACAGAACUUGAAGAUCUAAUUCAGCAAGUUGUGGCAGCAAUAAAUGCAGGAGUCAAUCCUAAAGGAAAUAUGCCAAAUCAAGUCAGUCACUGGGAUUUGGGAAGUUCCUUCUUCUUUGCGGGGACUGUUAUUACCACCAUAGGAUUUGGGAACAUCUCACCACGUACAGAAGGUGGAAAAAUAUUCUGUAUCAUCUAUGCCUUACUUGGAAUCCCUCUCUUUGGUUUUCUGUUGGCUGGAGUUGGAGAUCAACUAGGGACCAUAUUUGGGAAAGGUAUCGCCAAAGUAGAAGACACAUUUGUUAAAUGGAAUGUGAGUCAGACAAAGAUCCGCAUAAUAUCAACAAUAAUAUUCAUUCUGUUUGGCUGCGUACUGUUUGUUGCUCUUCCGGCAGUCAUUUUCAAGCACAUAGAAGGCUGGAAUACGUUAGAUGCAAUUUAUUUUGUAGUUAUCACCUUAACAACAAUUGGAUUUGGUGAUUACGUGGCAGGGGGAUCAGAUAUUGAAUAUUUUGACUUUUACAAACCAGUUGUGUGGUUCUGGAUUCUGGUGGGCCUUGCAUAUUUUGCUGCUGUCUUGAGCAUGAUUGGUGAUUGGCUAAGAGUUAUAUCCAAAAAGACCAAGGAAGAGGUGGGAGAGUUUAGAGCUCAUGCAGCGGAGUGGACAGCCAAUGUUACGGCAGAGUUCAAAGAAACCCGCAGGAGACUGAGCGUUGAGAUCUAUGACAAGUUCCAGCGGGCUACCUCCAUCAAAAGAAAGCUGUCUGCAGAAAUGGCAGUGAAUCACAGCCAAGACCUGACUCCUUGCAAAAGAACCUUGUCCGUCAACCACCUCACCAGCGAGAAGGAUAUCUUACCUGCCAUCACAAAGACAGACAGCAUUUAUAUGAAUGGCUUGACUCCUCACUGUGCAGCUGAAGAAAUUGCUGUGAUUGAGAACAUUAAGUAGCAGUGACUUUGAAUCCUGAUCUUUUAAUAAGAAGCCACCUAUGGUUUAGACUUAUCUUGUAGGUCCUGAUUAUUUUCCCUCUGUCCAUAACCGAUGCCAAUAGCAUUUUUAAAAAAUCAUAUGCAUGAGUUCCAACCGAAAUCUGCCCACAAUAUGGAUUCAGAGUCGUCAUUAUAUUUCCUGAAAGAUACAAGAUGAAUGGCACUUUGGUCAUUGACAAAUGCUGGACCAAGCAAUGUUCAAUGCCUUUAAAAAAAAAAAAAUGGUGCCCAGACUGGUUUUUGCUUUGGCUUUUUUUUUUUCCCCAUCUCUCCUGUUGUGCCACAAAGUGUUAAGAAUGAAUAAUGCUGGUUUAGGUUAACAAUGUAGCUUUGAGAGAUCAGUCCUUAAACUUUUCAGGGUCUACCAUGCCAAGCCUAGGAAUGGACCAUACAUGGACUACAAUCUAUAUGUAAAUGGCAAGAAAAUCUUAUGCAGCCUUUUACCUAAGAAAUUUUUGUCAGUGCCUUAUCUUUUAAAGAAACAGAACCUCUAUAACUUUCAUAUGGGUUUUUGUUAGUUUGUUGGUUCUUGCAUGAGUACUAUAUCUCAUGUUUAUAUUUCCUCUUGCCCUCCCCCGAAUCAUGUUUUAAGGAUGUCUAAAGCCAAGGAUACCAGCGUUAAGAAAUAUGCCAAAUCAAGGACAUCAAAACGCCACUUCUAAUCUAGCUUUACAGGCACUGCAAUUAUAAGGGUUGCAAAAGGUGUCCCCUAUAAGUUUUGUCUUUUUUUUUAAAACUCAGGUGCAGAUAAUACAUGUACACUCAACUGAUAUGUAGAAUUUAUAGAUCUAUGUCAGGUCUCAUUACUUAAACUCUAGACAACCUUUCAUACCCAUGCACC
Candoia aspera is the source of this 2112-nucleotide messenger RNA. It is a transcript of the gene KCNK2, whose product is annotated as potassium two pore domain channel subfamily K member 2. The record is from RefSeq and is a predicted model, not a curated record. Gene Ontology annotation, cellular component: plasma membrane. The coding region runs from base 118 to 1230 and encodes 370 amino acids. Lineage: Eukaryota; Metazoa; Chordata; Lepidosauria; Squamata; Candoiidae. Gene Ontology annotation, biological process: stabilization of membrane potential; potassium ion transmembrane transport. Gene Ontology annotation, molecular function: potassium ion leak channel activity; outward rectifier potassium channel activity. The transcript has 6 exons.